ACGUUUAUUAAUUUCUCAAGAGAAGCUCGCAUCAUCAGCAACCCUCUCUUCAUCCCCAACAACCAAAUUAAUGCUCUUUCUCAAUCCAUUUUGUUUUUAUUUGAUUUGAUUUUUAUGUCCCACCAAUUGAUUCACAGAGUGAAGCAGUGCAGUGCCCACUCUCCCUUCUCGCUUCGUUCUAUCUGUCGUUUGCACAGUGGGACUGAACCAGAAGCUCCAGACCUCGAGAGCUCCUCCGAUGGCGGAUCCCAGCUCCUCCAACCCCAACAUCGACCCCAACAGCGGGUUCUGCCCCCAAACCCGCAUAUUCCACAGCCUCCGCCCCACUGUUCCCCUCCCGCCGCCUGACCUCCCCCUUUCCGGCGCCGAAUACGUCCUCUCCUUCAUCCGUUCCGGCCCCGUUUCCCUCUCUACCACCACCGCCAUUGUCGAUGACGCCUCCGGCCUUACCCUCUCCUUCUCCGACUUAUUUCUCUUUGCUUCGAACCUCGCCGCCGGCCUCCGCUCCCUCACCGGUCUCUCCGCUGGCGACACCGCCUUUGUCGUCGCCCCCUCCACCCUCCACAUCCCCGUCCUCUACUUCUCUCUCCUCUCCAUCGGUGUUGUCGUCUCCCCCGCGAACCCCCUCUCCACCGAGUCCGAGCUCUCCCACCUCGUUCGCCUCUGCAAACCCGCCGUCGCGUUCGCCACACGCGCCACCGCCGCGAAGAUCCCCUCCCUCCCCCUCGGCACAAUCCUCCUCGAUUCCCCUGAGUUCGAAUCCAUGAUUAAGUCCGGCGAGAACGACCGCAAUCCUAAUCUUAGCCCUAAGAUAAACCAGUCCGACCCUGCGGUCAUUUUAUACUCGUCCGGCACGACAGGGCGAGUGAAGGGGGUUCUGCUGACUCACCGGAAUGUGAUCGCCGUGGCUGCUGGUUUCUCCCACAGCCGGACGGAAAGGGCGGCGGAUUCGCCGCAUCAUGUGACGCUGUUCACGCUGCCGUUGUUCCACGUCUUCGGGUUCUUUAUGCUGCUGAGGGCGGUAUCGCUGGGGGAUACUUCGGUGCUGAUGGAGAGAUUUGACUUUGAGAGGAUGCUGAGGGCUUUGCAGAGCCACCGGGUGACGUACAUGCCGGUGUCGCCGCCGCUCGUGCUGGCCUUGGCCAAGUUGGAUAUGGUCCAAAACUACGAUCUCAGUUCGCUUAUGGUAGUGGGAUGCGGCGGUGCUCCGUUGGGAAAGGAGGUUGCAGAGAGGUUCGUCGCCCGGUUCCCCACGGUGGAGAUUGUGCAGGGAUAUGGCUUGACUGAGACUGCUGCAGGAGGGACAAGGAUGCUAGGGCCCGACGAGUAUAAACGAUAUGGUUCUGUUGGUAGAUUAGCUGAGAAUAUGGAAGCUAAGAUCGUUGAUCCUGUCACUGGAGAGGCCUUGCUUCCUGGUCAACAAGGAGAGCUAUGGCUGCGAGGGCCAGUGACGAUGAAAGGUUAUGUAGGAAAUGAUGAGGCAACUGCUGCAACAUUGGAUCCAGAGGGCUGGUUAAAGACCGGUGAUCUUUGUUAUUUUGACUCUGAUGGAUUUUUAUUCAUUGUUGACAGGUUAAAAGAAUUGAUAAAGUAUAAGGCAUAUCAGGUUCCUCCAGCUGAGUUAGAGCAUUUGCUUCAAUCCAAUCCUGAAAUUGCUGAUGCAGCUGUCAUUCCGUAUCCAGAUGAUGAAGCGGGGCAAAUUCCCAUGGCCUUUGUAGUGAGGAAACCUGGAAGCAGCAUUACUGGGGCUGAAGUUACGGAUUUUGUUGCAAAACAGGUUGCACCGUACAAGAAGAUACGACGAGUAGCUUUUGUUAAUUCUAUACCAAAGUCUCCUGCUGGAAAGAUCUUGAGGAGGGAACUAGUUAAUAUUGCUCUAUCUGCUUCAGCAAGACUAUGAUCAAUGUAUAUUAUUACGUCAAACAUAAUGGGCAGAGCUUCAUAUAUCACAAUGCGCCUUAACGCAUGCCUGUCGAGCCGUAUGCCCAUUUUUUUUGUUUGUAAAAUGUGUACUUUGGGUCUCCAUCGGCUUCAUUUUCCUGUGCUCAUCUUACUGUGCUGGAUUUUGUAGGAACCAGGAAAUGAGAAUAUUACAUAUUUAGAUGCUAA
Messenger RNA from Malania oleifera, 2109 nucleotides. RefSeq names its product 4-coumarate--CoA ligase-like 9. The transcript has 6 exons. Gene Ontology annotation, molecular function: CoA-ligase activity. The record is from RefSeq and is a predicted model, not a curated record. Bases 239 to 1900 code for a protein of 553 amino acids. NCBI's taxonomy places the organism in Eukaryota, Viridiplantae, Streptophyta, Magnoliopsida, Santalales, Ximeniaceae.